GCUUUUAAGAAGCGCGGAAGGCGCUUGGAGAUGGUUCACUCGCGCUCUCGACCAGCUCGCUUUAUAUACUACUGCUAAAUUUAGGCCAUUUACCCGCGUACGAUUCUCAUCCUGGACGUGUUUCCUGAGCCAACUACAAUUGGUUCAAGUUCUCGGCUAACUUGCUGAUAUCCUACCAAUCGCAGGCUCCCGCUGAACAACUUUAAACCAGUACUGUACUUAAUCCGAGCUCGCAGUCCCCUCUGCUAGAAUUUUUGGAGACUCUUGCUUUAAAAGCGACAAGCAGCUGCGAGCCCUACUUUUUCCCAUGCAAACCUUCUCCUGCUGAAGUCAACCAGUUCGGGUUUUGAGAGGCAGAUAUGGCUCUGAGCGGCACCAUCCUGCCAUCCAUUUCUACAUUCGCAGCCCCCAAGACCUGGGACAGACAGGAGUCUUGCAAUAAAUGGAAAAACGACCCGGGCCUGAAGCAGCCUCAGAAUCACUGCCCCAUGACGGAUUUUAUACAGUAUUUGGAGAACUUCACGCGGGCCAACGACACAGAUGAUGACCUGAGCUUGCUGGAUGUGGAUUUUAUUCUCUCCAACACCAUGUGCAGUGACCCUGCCGGGGGAGCGGAGUAUACCCUGGCUGAAGGAGGAGAUGUCAACCCUUUCUACGAGAAGAGUAACUCCCUGGCAUACAGUGUGCCUGAGGUUGGGGAGUCCCCUGCCUACAGUAUGAUGGCCGAGUUAAUGCGCUCGGACACGGACUACAACGCGGUGCAGGGCUGCUUCGUGCUCACCCCGGUCUACCCCAGCCAGGAUUUAGCCAAACCUGCCAAGAGUGAGCCGGGUCUGGAUGGUUACGGUCACGGGGGGGUGAGCAUGGAGCCAGAGCCGGCCUGCCUCCGGGUUAAGCGGGAGGACGCCGUCUCUUGCCUGGUGGGUUACAGCGAGCGGCAGCGGCUGGGUAGCUCCCCGCAGGCCGGGGGCAAUGUGACACCCCCCCUCAGCCCCGGGGACCUAAUGAACUCCGGGGAGUGCCAACAGCAGCAACAGCAACAGCAGCCCCCGCCUCUCUGCCACCCCAGCAGGAUGCUGUACCAGCCCAGCUACCCCUUCCCUCAUCAGCACCUCCACUACCCCAACCAGUACGGCCUCUUCGAUGACCCGGUACCACUGCAGCCUUCCCCGGCUCAGAGGGUCAUGCUGACUCCGCCGUCGUCCCCCCUGGAACUUCUGGACAGCAAACCCAAGAGAGGCCGGCGAUCCUGGCCCAGGAAGAGGACGGCUACCCACACCUGCAGUUACGCCGGCUGCGGAAAGACAUACACCAAGAGUUCUCACCUGAAGGCACACCUCCGGACACACACAGGUGAGAAACCAUAUCAUUGCACCUGGGAAGGAUGCGGCUGGAAAUUCGCCCGUUCCGACGAGUUGACCCGUCACUACCGCAAACACACCGGCCACCGACCCUUUCAGUGUCACAUGUGCGAGAGAGCGUUCUCCAGGUCGGACCACCUAGCCCUGCACAUGAAGAGACACAUCUGACCAGCAACACCCCACACUCACUCACACACACACACACACACACACACACACACUCACACACUCACUCACACGCGCACACACACACACACACACACACACACACUCACACCCCCCCCCACACACACACACACACACACACACACACCCCACACACAGACACACACACACACCCCACACACACACACACACACACACACACACACACACACACAGAGGCUGCCUUAAAAAAGUUAGAAUAUUUACAAACAAACAAAAAAGUGCUUCUCAAAACCAAAGGCAAUUAUUUAAUAACCUACCAAGGUUGGACACUUCAUUGGGGAUUUGUAGCUGGACCUACCGCCCUGUUACUGGGCAGCGAAGAAGAAACCAAAGACAGUGGGCGAAUUGAAACAGGCGAUGGAGAGACAUGGGAUGGGGAAUCUCCAUCCUCAGACACUGGGCACAGUAACUGUUUAUGAAGACAAGUGUCCCUCGUGACUCACUGCAUAGAAGAAUGAUUUUAGUGACAGGGUCAAAUGUAUACAGUUUACAUUGGCGCUAUGUUUGUGUUCGAUGCAAGACAAAAACAAGUCCUGCCAUUUGUUUUUAAAAAAAAAGAACACGGGACGAGGUUACACAGAGAAGUUGCCGGAGCCUUUUUUUCUUUUUGGCGCUUUCUAGUAACUGAGAGAGUUCAGUCGAUGUACGGAACGCGGCUAGUUAACACUGCCCACAGUUGUAGCCUUGUAUUCAGUGAGCUUCGAAUCGAAUCAAUAUCUUUGUCAUUGUUGUGUCCGCUUUUUCUAAACAAAAAAUCUGAGUGGACCCGCCAAUGGGUCCGAGCGAAUGUUGCGUUUUUCUGACCGACGACAACCGGGUGAUGGUCCCCCCUCUUCCCACUCCAGACCUCACCCGGUGAAGAGCACAGAAAGAUCCCACAGCAACUGAGGUGCAAUAAUUCACAUGCAAUGUCUGUCCCAUCUCGGAGUUACACUAGACAAGGCUAGAUGUCUUGUAGUUAAUAAUUGUAUUUUAUCUGACUUGAUCUUGAAGUAAAUGUAUAUAAUAUUUUGUAAUAAAAGUUAUUGUAUUAUGUAAAUGUAAAGGAACUGGAUGACUUUCAAA
Messenger RNA from Stegostoma tigrinum, 2633 nucleotides. RefSeq names its product Kruppel like factor 2a (gene klf2a). Lineage: Eukaryota; Metazoa; Chordata; Chondrichthyes; Orectolobiformes; Stegostomatidae. The transcript is spliced from 3 exons. The coding region runs from base 360 to 1529 and encodes 389 amino acids. Gene Ontology annotation, molecular function: RNA polymerase II cis-regulatory region sequence-specific DNA binding; DNA-binding transcription factor activity, RNA polymerase II-specific. The record is from RefSeq and is a predicted model, not a curated record. Gene Ontology annotation, biological process: regulation of transcription by RNA polymerase II.